AGCACCUUUAUUCAUGCCGCUUGCGCCACUCCGAUGACAGACAAAGAAGCUGUUUGCGUUGGCGUGCGGCUGAGACCUUUCGUUGCCUAUGAGCAAGGGCAGCAACAGUGCCUUACAAUAUCUGGCAAUGUUGUGCACGUGGACCCCAAUGUUGCGGAGCAAUCCCAGAAAGCAAAGGUCUCUGAGUUCGCCUUCGAUUGCGCUAUGGAUAGCACCGAUCCUGAUGCCCCGGACUACGUGUCCCAGGAUAGGUGCUAUGAUUUGAUGGCAAAGAGGAUGGUAGACCACGUUCUCGGAGGUUAUUUUAGUUGCUUAUUUUGCUAUGGGCAGACUGGCACUGGAAAGACGACCACUAUCAUGGGGAAGGUGGAGCCUGUAUCUAAGCAGGGACUGCUGUUGCGCCUCAUGAACGACCUUUUUUCUGAGAUGACUGCUUUGCAAGAUGAGGGCUUGGAGGUGCACUGCAAAGUUCAGAUGCUUGAGGUGUACAACGAAAAGGUGCGUGACCUCCUCGUGCCCAUGAAUGGAAAUAGCAAAGAUGGAAAAUCGCGGCACCAUCCUGAAGUGCACGUCCAUCCAAAGUUGGGUGUGUAUGUGAAGGGAGUGGCAGAUGAGCCCGUUGAUUCCUUUGAGAAUUGUGUCCAAUUGAUUGAGUAUGGCAACACGAUGAAGACAGUUGCAGCAACAGCCAUGAAUGCAAAGAGUUCAAGAGCACACACCAUAUUCAAGCUUAUGGUGGAAAAACGUGGGGGCAGCGACAACACCAUUGUCACCUCAGAGGCGUUUUUUGUGGAUCUUGCCGGCCGUGAGAAUGAGAAGACCACCAAGGUGUCCGGCGAGAGGCUCGUCGAACUCACCUUCAUAAAUCAAAGUUUGAUGUGGUUGGCAAGCUGCAUUCAAGCACUGGCAAAGCCGGAGACUAGAAAAUCGAUGGUUCCAGGUGCUGGCACCGGCAAUCUAAUGUCCAGAUUUCGGAAUUCGAAGUUGACAUUGUUGCUGUCCAAUGCUUUGAGUGGAAACUCCAAAACAUCAAUGAUUGGUACUUUGAGUCCGGCGCUUGCGAAUUUCGAAGAGAGUUACAGUACACUGACCUUUGCGUCAACGGUCAAAAAUAUAAAGAUCAAAGCCAAACCUGCAUCAGCUGUGGACAAAGAUGCGCUAGUGAAGAGCUUGCAGGAGGAAUUGCAGGCUUUGAAAGAACAGCUUGCUGCAUCGGAGGAGAAGGUCCAUGCUGAUGCUUUGACGGACAAACUCGAGGCAACUGAAGCUUUGAUGGAAAGAUAUCGAAAAGGCUGGGAAGAGGCGCAAACGGAAGCUAAGCGACUCAUGUCUCAAAGAGGUGCUGAUUUGGAAAAGCUGGGCGCCCCGCGAUGGAGCUGGGCAAUGCACAGCGUUUUGGCUGCAAAGCGUGAAGAUUCAAAGCGCAUUCCACAUUUGGUCAAUUACUCCGAUGAUCCUUACAUGAGGGGGAGGCUCACGUUCCAUCCUUCAGAGGUUGGUCGUGAAUACUCAUUAGGUUUCAACCCAAAAGCAUGUGACUUUUUGGUGCCUCAUGGCCUUGGAAUACAAGAGGUGACUUGCUUCAUUCAGAGAGAUAACACAGGACGCCUAUUCUUACGACCUGCCGCUAACACAGAAACCAGCAGUGGAAGUAGCAUGAGUGGGAGUGAGGAGGAAUGGCAGCCGUGUGGCAAAGCUUCAGCCGUUGCCUACAUAGAAGUGAAUGGGCAACGCUUGCAAGAGGCCAGUGCUGUCGAGCUGCAGCAUUUAGAUCGUGUUGUUCUUGGACGAUCGGUGAUGCUUUAUGCCUUUGUAAGACCCGGCACCUCAAUUCAUGAUCUUCCGGCUGACAGAUUGCCCGCAGCGCGCCCCUCACAACAAGAAUUGUUAAUUCUAGAGAUUCUGGGAAAGGAGAGAGCUGAAGAGCCUGGCCAGCGGCAAAUGGCUUUGAAGUUCAUGGCAGACUUGAAGAAGAAUAACCUGGACACUGAUGGAGCUACCUCUGUGCAAGAAUUUCUGUUGAUGGCUCGCAAGGCUGCGCAAAUGGUGGAGGAGGCAAAUCAGAUCACAGCAGAAGUGAAACCUGGAGGCCAAACCAACUUGAAGUUUGAGCUUUGUGCCAUUGCCCCCAUUCUGGCACUUGGCUAUGGCCGCUCUUGCUGCCCAGAACUCAGCGUCCGCUUGGUGCGUCACAUUUCACCUUCGCAGGCGAAGGCCAGAGCUUCAGCCACAAGUGCCAGGCGUGCAUCCCUUCACUCCAGUGAGAUUUUGCUGGAACAGUUUGCCUCUGGAACUGGGAGUGGAGGCUCCACAGAUUCAGAGGUUCUGUACAACUGGACUUUUGAGAAGUUUUGCUCACGCCUGCAGAUCAUGCAAGAAGUGUGGCAGGCACAUUCACAAGAUCCUGACAACUUCGAUUUGGAUGAAUUCAAUCACCCCUGGUCAGAGCAAGGGCCCAGUGAACUGGCAGAGUUGAGGCAACGUUAUGAUAGCCUGCGUGACAGCAUUGUAUCAGCAGGGAAUGCGAGAAGCUCCUACGUGUCGCAUCAACAAGCACUACCUGCCUUGGGCGUGCAUUUCAGGCGCCCCAACGAAAGGCUCGAAGAAGAGAACCAGCGAUUGCGCCAGCAAGUGAGUGAGCUGAGCAGUGUGCUCCGCAAUUCUUAUGCAGGCUCCCAUGGCAUGCAUACGAGCCAACCAGCUGUGCACGCUCUUGCCCCACCGCAAGGACAAAGCGAAGUACCAAGUUCGCUGAAGGGAAUUUUGGAUUUGUCCAAGACAAACCUACUUUUGGUCUUGGACCUUUUCGACACGCUCUCACGGCUCAGCAAUAGCAUGCUCAAUGCAUCGGCAGCAUGUCUCCAGACCACUCCAGAUAGCACAGCUGUUGAUGAGGCACGCCAGCGCUUGGCGGAAGCAUCCGAAGACCUUGCGGCCUUUUUUGCUGAGACGUCUCCCAACCUCGGAGCGUUUCCACACCUCGGAGCGGAGCCAAUCGGAGUCGAUCGUCUCCAAACACAUAUUGGGCGACAACCCUGCCCUGCCGCCAGCCCCAGCUUGCCAGAACCAAGGGCCCAAAGCAGUGCCCAUGUCCUCCAACAAUUCGCGCUCUCCACAUCAGUCACUGGACCUAUGAGACCCAUUGGACCCACAACGCACUCUGCAGAGUCCCCCCAUGCUGUGAUCGUGGGCGGCUUCCCAAAAGUGCAAGGAGCUUAUUUCUUUCCGGCCUCGGAUGUGAGUGAUCGGAGACACCCAAUUCAAUCACAAGUUCGACAAAUCCGCAAUGAGAACCGCAGUGACCUUGCACCUGCUGUACCAGCAGAAGGUCGAGCGUUGGGUGUGUUUCACUCAAACUGAUGUGGCGGCGUUUGCGGUCAA
This is a messenger RNA of Durusdinium trenchii, 3381 nucleotides long. NCBI's taxonomy places the organism in Eukaryota, Dinophyceae, Suessiales, Symbiodiniaceae. The record is from the annotation of a GenBank genome assembly.